Messenger RNA from Lolium rigidum, 876 nucleotides. RefSeq names its product 60S ribosomal protein L10a. NCBI's taxonomy places the organism in Eukaryota, Viridiplantae, Streptophyta, Magnoliopsida, Poales, Poaceae. The transcript has 6 exons. Gene Ontology annotation, molecular function: RNA binding; structural constituent of ribosome. Gene Ontology annotation, cellular component: large ribosomal subunit. Gene Ontology annotation, biological process: translation. The record is from RefSeq and is a predicted model, not a curated record. The coding region runs from base 57 to 707 and encodes 216 amino acids.
CAUUCCAAACCCUAGACCAGACCAGGUGGAUCGUCGACCAGCGACCGUCCGCAAACAUGAGUAAGCUGUCGACCGAGGCCCUCAAGGAGGCCAUCACCCAGGUCGUCACCGACGCCAAGGAGAAGAACAGGAAGUUCACCGAGACCAUUGAGCUCCAGAUUGGCCUCAAGAACUACGACCCGCAAAAGGACAAGCGUUUCAGCGGCUCCGUCAAGCUGCCCCACGUCCCGCGCCCCAAGAUGAGGGUCUGCAUGCUUGGUGACGCGCAGCAUGUGGGAGAGGCUGAGAAGAUUGGUCUUGAUUCCAUGGAUGUUGAAGCUCUUAAGAAGAUGAACAAGAACAAGAAGCUUGUCAAGAGGCUCGCCAAGAAGUAUCAUGCUUUCUUGGCCUCGGAGGCUAUUAUCAAGCAGAUUCCCCGUCUCCUUGGUCCCGGUCUCAACAAGGCAGGCAAGUUCCCUACCCUGGUUUCUCACUCAGAGUCUCUGGAAGCCAAGGUGAACGAGACGAAGGCCACCAUCAAGUUCCAGCUGAAGAAGGUGCUGUGCAUGGGUGUGGCGGUGGGCAACCUGUCGAUGGAGGAGAAGCAGAUCCAGCAGAACAUCCAGAUGAGUGUCAACUUCUUGGUGUCCCUGCUCAAGAAGAACUGGCAGAACGUGAGGUGCCUGUACAUCAAGAGCACCAUGGGGAAGCCGGCCCGGGUGUUCUAAGCCCAGUGCAUCUGCCAUCUAUAUCAUCAACACUAGCUACCGUAGUUUCCUUGCCGUACGUGUUUGGGCUUAGAAAUGCCGUGGUUUUUGUUAAUGUUUCUGUGUCGUGGUGAACAUGAUGAAAAGAACCUGUUACCAAUAUAUUGAUUGUCUAUGUUGUGUACCCUAA